Molecule: messenger RNA, 1277 nt
Organism: Amorphotheca resinae ATCC 22711
Lineage: Eukaryota; Fungi; Ascomycota; Leotiomycetes; Helotiales; Amorphothecaceae
Exons: 4
Coding region: 16-906 (296 amino acids)
Source: RefSeq, a predicted model, not a curated record
ACCAUCACAAUCAUCAUGGCCAGACCAGCGGGCAAGCGCAAGUCGGACAGCGCUCUGCCCACAGGCAAGGCGAAGCAGCGAAGAAAGUUCGCAUCCAUUAGGGGAGACGCUCCCGAUUCCACAGAAUUGGAAGAGCAAUCCAACGAUGAGCUUUUCGUACCCGAUGAACCUGUCGCAGCGAAACAUGUCAAGAAAAGCAACCCCAAGUUUCGAAAUUCGGAGCCAGCACGCCUGGGUAGAACCGAGGAGUACGAAGAAGAUGCGGGACGAUCUGAAACCCAGCAGUUCCUCGCUCUGGUUGAGCUAGAAUCCAAGAAGAAGAGACAGGCUGCCAAGAAAUCUAUCCAGUAUCUGGAGGCCUUCAAGAAGAGGGUAGGGGAUGAAGAACAGGCGUUGAAGGCAAACCUCCAGGACCUGAGCGCCGCUGCUGCAAAGAAAGAUGGCGACUUCAUCAACGCGUUCAAGGCUGCGUAUAGCUUGGCGUCCCCCUUCCAGCCACCAUCUACGGAGGCCAACCCACCGGGAGAUUCAUUCGCGCAUCGUGGUUUCGCAUCCAUGUACAGCAAGAGCAAGGAGCUAACAGCGGAGGCUCUGGGUCUUGUUGCCCGGUUUGAUCAGGUCGCUCAGCGGGUUGCGGAGCUUAAGCCAACCGGCCUGAUGGAGAAUGAAUGGGCAGAGGAGGAUAGUACAGCGGCAGAUCUCCUUGCCAUCGGAAAGAGGGUGGGUAUGAACCGGUACCAGAGCAGCUUGAUGGCUUCCAAAGAACCGCCCAUGGACCCCGAUGCUACACAGGCAGCUGGGUUCUUGUACCAGGGCAAAAGGCCUGGCAUCUGGGGUAAGAUUGCCAGAAAGCAGGAAAAGGCAACACGGAAAUUGGUCGAUGGCCUUGCGGUGGAGACUGAUUGAUUGAUGGAAAGUUUACUUUUGCUCCCUUGCGGUACUAUUAACUUGCUACUUGGGGGCUAGAAUGCAUAUUCGGGAAGACACUUGUUUGUAUUAAGCUACGCAACAUCUCGAGACAACAAUCAAAGAAACUGUAUAAAGAAUCCUAGGAGUCUUUGAUAGAGGCAAUACCUCCUCCACCUACCCGCAUAUAUAGAUUGUACUGUAUCAAGAUAUGAAUGCCAGGAAGAAUGGCUGCAGAUUGACUGACUGACUGACUGAUUGAUUGAUUCAUUCUGCCCCCUCCAUGGCUGUCCCUCUGUCCCUUAAACAUUGCCAUCAUUAGUCGUUCCUGGUGCCUGUAAACUAUCCUCUGUGGUGCCCCCCUAUUUCUC